ACUUCUCUCUCCAAUCUCCAAAUCCUUCCUUCACGUAUACUCUCUAUAUCUCUCUAGAUUCGUCCGCGUCUCCGCACAAGAAUCCAGAGAUCAAAACACUCAAUUUUCUUUGUUUCAGCCUGGACCGAAAUAUCUGUUUGCAGAAUCAGACCAAAAUCUUCCGUUCAUCAUUUCUCGAGCUCCUCUGCUGUUAGAUUUGAUUUCAUGGUUUUCCUAAAACAGAAGUACAGAUUCUACGGACUAAGGUGGCACAGUGAAGUUAAGCUGUCAAACAUUCAAGCUGCUCCUUUUAAGGCGGCCCAAGUUGUUAAUCUUCUUCUUUCUUAAGGCUUGAAGGGUUCAAAGUUGAAGUCUUUUUGGGUUUUCUCUUUCCUGAUAUUUCUUCGUUUCAUUGCAAAUGUCUGCUUCAACAUCUGGGGAGAAACUCCAUGUACUUGCCGUGGAUGAUAGUGUUGUUGACAGAAAAAUGAUUGAGAAAUUGUUUAGAAGCUCUUCUUUUAGAGUGACAACUGCAGAGAGUGGGACUAGAGCAUUGGAAUUGCUGGGUUUGGACAAAGAAAGUUCACAUUGUCAGGAGCCAAAGGUGAAUAUGAUAAUCACUGAUUACUGCAUGCCAGGGAUGACAGGAUUUGAUCUUCUCAAGAUUGUAAAGGAAUCAUCAAACCUGAGGGGAAUUCCAGUCGUUAUCAUGUCUUCUGAGAAUGUUCCCACCAGAAUCAACAGAUGCUUGGAAGAAGGAGCAGAGGAGUUCUUGCAGAAGCCACUCAAGCGAUCUGAUGUUUCACGCUUGCAUAGCCACAUGAUGCGGAUAAAUCAGGUUGGCUGAUAUAUGAGUUCUCGUACUAAACAGUUUUUCUCCCCUUUUUGGGGGUUAAAAUUUAUAACCGGGUAAAUAGUAAUUUCAAUCAUCCUUUUUAUGCUGUAUGGGUGCUUUCUUGACGGUUGAGAUCUUCUUAAUCUUUUUUAUUUAUUUUCUUUA
This is a messenger RNA of Macadamia integrifolia, 979 nucleotides long. Its product is annotated as two-component response regulator ORR3-like. The record is from RefSeq and is a predicted model, not a curated record. Lineage: Eukaryota; Viridiplantae; Streptophyta; Magnoliopsida; Proteales; Proteaceae. The transcript is spliced from 5 exons. Gene Ontology annotation, biological process: phosphorelay signal transduction system; cytokinin-activated signaling pathway. Bases 398 to 826 code for a protein of 142 amino acids.